AUGUCUUCUGAGGACGAAUGUGAUUUUUCUAAUGGAGUCAACUCUCCAAAAUCAAUUGAAUUUGUGGAAGACGAUUUAAAUAUUGAUAUCGAGAUUCUUAUCAGCGAAGUCCAAGCAAGGUCUUUACUUUGGGACAAAAGUUUAAAUAAUUAUUCUGAUAGGUAUUUAAAAAGAGCUGCUUGGAAAGAAAUUUUUAUUUUGUUAUACCCAGAUUACAAAGAAGUAUCAAGUCAACAUCAAAAAUUAAUAGGAAAUAAUAUAGAGAAGAAAUGGAGAAAUGUUCGAGAUGCAUUUAUUAGAAGUUUAAAUGAAGAUAAGCCAAAAUCAGGCGAUGGCGCCAGGAAAAAAUCCAAAAAAACAUACUUAUAUUAUGAUGAAUUAAGAUUCCUCAUUAAAACAAUAACCCCACGAAAGACUUCAAGCUCUAUUAAUUUAAAUAAUACUGCAUAUGACAAUAUUGAGAAUGAUACUAUAAAUGACAAUGAUAUUGCGAAUAAUACUAUAAAUGCUUAUAUUUAA
Molecule: messenger RNA, 519 nt
Organism: Melanaphis sacchari
Lineage: Eukaryota; Metazoa; Arthropoda; Insecta; Hemiptera; Aphididae
Exons: 2
Coding region: 1-519 (172 amino acids)
Biological process (GO): regulation of transcription by RNA polymerase II
Cellular component (GO): transcription regulator complex; nucleus
Source: RefSeq, a predicted model, not a curated record